AUGAAACGUGCUAUGGAAGAAGCUGGCAAAGGUUCAGUGAAUGCAGCAGCCAAGAAGUAUGGAAUAAAUCUAUCAACGUUACAGCGGCAUAUCCAAAAAGGUAGCGCGGAAAAGAAACUUGGGAGAUAUACAACUGUAUUUACAAAAAGCCAAGAAGAUGAACUCCUCGAAUAUGUAUUCCAUAUGGACAGUUUGUAUUUUGGUCUUACUAAGUCAGAAUUUUUAAAGCUUGUGUUCCAGUAUGCUGAGAUUAAUAACAUCCCACACACAUUCAAAAACGAAACUGCCGGUGAAGGUUGGUAUGCGGGGUUUAGGAGUCGACACCCUGACUUAAGUCUACGCUGUCCAGAACCAACUUCAAUAGCACGUGCUAGAGGUUUCAACAAACCACAGGUACUGAGAUUCUUUGACUUACUCGAGGAACAGAUUGUAAAACAUAACAUCGACGCCACGCGCAUUUACAACAUGGACGAAACUGGUAUCCAAACCAGCAGCAACAGACCUCCAAGAGUCCUUAGCAAGACGGGGAAAAAACAAGUCGGAGUGAUUUCUAGUGUAGAGCGUGGUAAACUCACGACUGUGGUUUGCUGCUGUAAUGCAGCAGGCUCGUUUGUUCCCCCAUUUUUAAUUUUUGGCCGAAAGAGAAUGGUGCCUCGGCUUUUAGACGGAGCACCUCCUGGAUGUGUUGCAAGCUGCACGGACAAUGGAUGGAUUAAUGGGCCGAUAUUUUUGGAAUGGGUACGGCAUUUUGUGAGCAUGACUCGACCAACACCUGAAAACAAAAUAGUUUUGGUGAUGGACAAUCAUGAGUCGCAUAAGUAUCUUGAAGCUCUAGACUUUGCCUCAAAAAAUAACAUAAUUUUUGUAUCUUUACCACCACACACAACACACCGCCUGCAGCCACUUGAUACUUGUGUGUACGGACCGUUUAAAAAUUAUUUUGAGCAGGCCAUUUCACUGUUCCAAAGAACACAUGUCGGGCGCAUCAUAUCACAAUAUGACGUAGCAAAAUUGUUUGGAGAGGCCUACAUAAAAGCAGCUAGUGCACAUAAUGCCAUAAAAGGAUUUGCUUCUACUGGUAUAUGGCCAACCAAUCGCCACAUAUUUGACGACAGUGAUUAUAUGGCAUCUAGUAUGACCGACAGACCAGCACCGUUAACUGAUAAUGACCCUGAGUUAGUUACUAAUCAGCCGGACAUAUCUGUUGUAGAUAACGAACAUAUUGAAAUGUCUCUCCCCUGUAAUGCAAACAUUCGAUCAUCUUUGGAUUCCAACCGCACCGUGUCACCGUCUGUUCUGGAUUUAUACAUGGACAGUCAGUUAUCUAACCUUGAUCUUGCACUUAUGGAAGAAUAUGAAACUGUACCGCAACCUCUUGACAAAGCUGUAAGUCCAUCUCAUACUCCAACACCAGUAGGCCAGUUUAUUGAAGAACCUUUAACACCAAGCAAAAAUAUAACGGCAGGAGGACAAAUGUUUAACGAUUUAUUAACACCAUGCAACACUCCAUCACGAAGUACAGACCUUCAAACUCAGGAUCUUCAUAAAACACCUAUAGAAAUAAGACCACUCCCUCAAUUGGUCCCACAGAAAACUAAUAGAGGAAGAAGGAAGCCACAGAGAGCUGAAGUAUUGACGAGCACGCCAGUAAAACAAGAACAGCGUGAAAAAGAAAUGAAAAGAAAGGGUGCAAGUGCAACUACUCGAACGAACAGCAAAGAGAAGAAAAUUAAACAACCCAAAGCUUCUACUAGCACGAAAACACAGGCAAGACCCAAACGUGGUCCAAAAUAUAAAAAUGCGGAUGUUGAAUAUAGAUGUUUAAUUUGCUCUGAGUUAUAUACACAUCCACCCAUAGAAGAUUGGAUCAGGUGUGAUGACUGUUAUAUGUGGGCUCACGAAGCAUGCACGACAUACUCGGGUAGAGGCUCAUACUACUGUGAUUCUUGUCAAGAAUAA
Helicoverpa zea (corn earworm) is the source of this 1959-nucleotide messenger RNA. RefSeq lists its product as uncharacterized. Gene Ontology annotation, molecular function: DNA binding. The coding region runs from base 1 to 1959 and encodes 652 amino acids. NCBI's taxonomy places the organism in Eukaryota, Metazoa, Arthropoda, Insecta, Lepidoptera, Noctuidae. The record is from RefSeq and is a predicted model, not a curated record. Gene Ontology annotation, cellular component: nucleus. The transcript has a single exon.